UUCUUUAACCAAGGGCUACAACGAGGAGUAAAAGAGCCUCAUGUAGGGUCUCUUAAGAUUUAUUUGAUUAUUUUUUCAUGAAAAUGUUGCAGCUACAAUAUACUACAGGAAAGGAAAACUGAUUUUGACAUUUGAUCUGGCAGAGAGUUGCCCUUCCUGAAACAACUCUCUGUUGUCUCCGGGCUGGGGACCGGCACAGGAAAACCCAGACUUGUUCCCCCUUGUGGAUAAUGUUGAUUUUAUGAACCUCAAUCUGAAUUUGUUUGAGCUUCAUUUUUUUUUUUUUUUUUAAGAAUUUGCUGGAAUUCCAACUUUCACAGGCAAAUAUUCUCAAGAACGUUGCUUAAAUAAUUUUUAAAACAUAAUUACCCUCCAGGAAUUUACAGUGAUCCCAAAAGACCUCAUUUCUAAGUUUGCAGGUUUGUUAUUAAUCAAACUUAAAGGGCAUUUUUAGAAAAUGCUGAUUUAAAAAGAUAUUACUCUAAAGUGCUGGAUUAGGUGCAGUGGCAUCAGAAAACAGUGGAGAUCACAGUGAGAUAUCAGAGUCUCCAAAGACUUGGAAAGCUUCAGAAAGCCUGCCAAGAUUCCUUAUCAUUAUUAUUUUUUUUACUGUACAAGCAGUGUAAAUGGACAUAUUUCAAACACAUUGUUUUCAUUCAUAAAACCGUCUCAACACAUCAAAGGAAACGAUGAAGUGGUCAAACGCACUCCCGGGACGUGUGAGUGUGGAGCAGAUAAAAGAGCGGGAAUCCUAUCACAGGACGAGUGGUUCUGAUUGAUGGAGUGGCUGAAAUAAUGAAGGAGAAAGCGGCGAGUGGCUCCAACGUUGCAGAACAGGGAAAGACAAAAAAGACGGAGCAGGGCAGAGUAAUGAGGAAAAUUGGGGAUAAUUGAAUAGAAGAGCACUUGGGUGCCAAACAAGAAAACCCACAGAUCCAGUAGAUGGUGAGGAGAGUGGAAGGAGAGCAAAGACGGAGGAUCAAUCCAGCAGCUGAAGGGAGACGGGGAGAAAGGGGAGUGCAGUGGAGACGGAGAGGGAGGGAGCGAGCAUCUAUACUAGGGCAGCGAGGAGGUGAAAGUGUUUUGUGUGUGUGAAUGAAAAAGAGAAAAAGAGGCUGCACAAUACAGCAGCUCAUGCAGCUCACUCCGACGCAUGUUUCAAGAAUGUUAGAAGAAAGAAAAUCACUUCUUUUUCUUCAAAUCUGUUCUAUCUGAUGGAUCUUUAGUGGUUUUUCCUUUUGACCUGGUUCUUUUGUGGCUUAUUGACUGCAGACACAAAAGACUUUAAAGCAUGUGUUUUAGGAUGAAGCCAGUCACAUGGGAUAGCCAUGUUUUGUCUCCAUGACAGCUUUAUCACUCAGCCCUCUCUGCAGUGACCCCUGCACAGCAAAGGAUGCUGGGAAAUAAUGAGCACUUUUAUCCCAGUCAGGACGACAAAGAUGGGGAGGAUGAGGAGGAGGAAGAGGAGCAAGGACGAGAAAUAAGAAAAAACAAAGGUGAACGCGACCCACAGAAUGGAGGACUGGAGGGUCUGAUAGGGAAGGAAAUGACUGGAGGACGCCAAUCCUGGGAGGGCAAAGGAGGCGAAGGGGGGAAGCCAGCAGCCAUUGUGGUUGGUAGACAGAGAGUGGACCGACCAGGGAGGCCGGGGAACCCAGGGAGCAGGGGCGCCCCGUACAUGCCCAACCAAGCCCCCGGUCAUCAGCAUGGUGCAAACAAGCAGCAGCAGCUCCAGCUGAUAGCAGCAAAGAGGCGGGCUCUGAUGGAGCGCAGCAUGACCACCAUGGCGCCGCUGGAGGACACCUUCCUGCCCAUGAUGGUGUUCCGCAUCGGAAUUCCAGACAUCAAGCAAACAAGGUGUCUCCAGUUUGAUCAGGACUGCACGGUGUGGAAUGCUAAGCAGCAGAUCAUCUGCUCCCUCGGCGAAUCGCUGUGGGACGCCUACAACUACGGCCUCUUCCAACCGGCCGGCGAUGGAGGGGAUGCCAAGUUCCUGGAGGAGGAGCGGCUCCUCAGGGAUUAUGCACAGUCCUUUGAGAAAGGGGUUCCCUACCUGGAGUUUAGGUACAAAACCAGGGUUUAUAAACAGACCAAUCUGGAUGAAAAGGCUCUUGCUAAGCUCAGCUCAAAGGUAUUUCAUCUUUUCACCAAAAUGUCACUGGUUACUGAUAUACAGUCUCCAGGUCCACCUACAAGCAUGCUGUUUCUCUCCCCUCAGGCCAGUCAGAAGAAGUUCCUGGAUUACAUUCAGACUGGAUCACUGGAGAAAAUGGCUAAAGUUCUUGAAAAAGGUCUCGACCCAAAUUUUCACGACCCAGACAGUGGAGAGACUCCGCUCUCUGUGGCCGUGCAGUCUGGACUGUCUGCAGAUGGCCUCAGGCUGCUGGUUCUGGGCGGGGCUCACUUGGACUUCAGAAGCAGAGACGGCUCGACAGCGAUGCACAAAGCUGUCAAAGCUCACAACCAUGCUGGCUUACUGGCUCUUCUGUCUUUUGGAGCAUCUCCGGACUACAAAGACCGCUGUGGCCUGACCCCGCUGUACCACACCGUGCUGGCAGGGGGCGACACUUCCUGUUGUGAAACUUUGCUUUAUUACAGGGCAAAGCUGGGGACGAGGGAUGAGAAUGGUUGGGACGAAUCCCAUCAGCACAGGGAUGAAGAGGAGUUUGGAAUGGAAGAAAUUCAUAAGGCUUGCCAGAAUGGUUUUGCACAACACUUGGAGCAUCUGCUGUUUUAUGGGGCAGACACUGCUUCUCAAAACGCCUCAGGGAACACUGCACUUCACAUUUCAGCCCUCUACAAUAAGGAGAGCUGUGUCCGUGUUCUGCUGUACAGGGGAGCAAACAAGGAGGCAAAGAAUAAGCACGGUCAGACCCCUUUUCAGGUUGCAAUAAUGGCUGGCCACUUUGAACUCGGUGAGAUCAUCAAAAACCAUAAGGACACUGAUGUUGUGCCAUUCCUGGAAUCCCCAAAGUUUGUUCCCAAACGAAGAGAGAGUUCGCACACGCUGCCUCUUCCCUCGCUUCAGUCCCACCCCCUGCUGCGUGCUAACAGCGACAACACCAUGACCCAAUCUGACCCUUUGGCCUUCCCCAGCAAGCCAGCUACCAAUCCCCACCCCGCACAGGGCCAGCGCAGGGCCUCUAUAGGGAUGAGAAGCUCCAGCAGCCCUAGAACUCGCACACGCUCGCCCUCCAGAGGACGAGGAGGGCAGAGCGACACCGAGGAGAGACACCGACAGCCAAGAGGAAGACAGGGUGCCACCUCAGCGAGCAGCGGGACCGCUCCAAUGAAGCGGAUGUACAGCGCCGUGCCGGGGAGAGUGUAUGUGGCCACGCGCUCCCACUCUGCCAGUGGAGACCGAGAGCUCUCCAUAAGCAAAGGGGACAAAGUCAAAGUCAUAAGUGUAGGUGAAGGAGGGUACUGGGAGGGGACGGUGAAAGGACGCACCGGCUGGUUUCCUUCAGAUUGUGUUCAAGAAGUCGCUGCUCCAAGUAAAGACAAAGAGACACGCAGUGAAAAAGCCAAAAGGAAACUCUUCCGUAACGUCACUGUGGGAGCUUACGACGGCACCGAUGGCCCCAGUGACUACAUCAUUAAGGAAAAGACUGUGCUUCUACAGAAGAAAGACAAUGAAGGCUUUGGCUUUGUACUUAGAGGAGCCAAAGCUCAGACUCCCAUAGAGGAGUUCACUCCAACGCCAGCUUUCCCUGCACUGCAGUACCUGGAGUCCGUUGAUGAGGGGGGCGUGGCGUGGCGAGCGGGCCUCAGAAUGGGGGAUUUCCUCAUCGAGGUCAACGGCCAGAAUGUGGUGAAAGUCGGUCACCGGCAGGUGGUGAACAUGAUCCGGCAGGGCGGCAACAGCCUCAUGGUGAAGGUGGUGAUGGUUGCCCGAAACCCUGAAUUGGAGGACACUGCUCGGAAGAGAGCCCCGCAGCAGACCAAAAGACUGACUCCUCCUGCCAUCGCCCUGCGCUCCAAGUCAAUGACAUCAGAGCUGGAAGACAUGGUGGACAAAGCAGCAUCUCCAUGGAAAAAAAAAUCAGAAUUCGAGUCAUCUCAAGCUCCAGAUAAGAAGAGGACAGUCUAUCAGAUGGCAUUAAAUAAACUGGAUGAAAUAUUGGCUGCUGCCCAACACACUAUUACAUCAGACAGUCAGGGCCAGAGAGGUCACGGAGGCAAGAGGGACCGGAGCAAGAGUAUAGUUCCCAAUGAGCAACCCUAUGAGCAGCAGUCAGUAGUGCAGUCUGGUCCGGGUUUCGGCUACAACCAGGCUCACUUUCAGCCCGGCCACCCGUCCCAGCAUCCUGGAAUGAUGCGCCAAAAAUCCAUCGGUAUAACAGAUGAAGAGCGGCAGUACCUUCACCCACCUGCUAUGAAACUGGCCCGCAGCUUAUCAGUACCAGGGCCUGAGGAAAUCCCCCCUCCCCCAAACACAUCUGCUCCAGAACCACCUCUGUCUGCAGGUCCUUAUACUGGUCGAGGGCCCGCCAUGCCUAUUCCCCCCGUCCCGCAAGGCCACUACCAGCUCCACUCUCAGCCGGGCCAUCCCGCUCAAGGUGGCUGGGAGAGGGGAGGGCCUGGAGUGAUGAACCAACCAGUUAUGGUCCCAACCCUCCGCAGGCAAUCGGAAGGAGUCUGCAUCAGAGAGCCAGACGUACCUCGGAGAGGCGGUGGUAAGAUGGGAGGAUUGAGAAGAGGCUACAGCAGUGCUACACCGCCAACAAGUGCUAAGCCCAAGUCCCAACAGCCACAACAACAUCCCACACAAGUGACCAGCCGGGAGCAGGGUGGAGGAGGUGGUAGGGGUGUGGCGAAAAGGGGCGGACGUGGAGCCUUGAUGAAGCAGUCAAAGGUGGAGGAUGGACAAAGGCAACACCGAAGCAAAGGAGGUGGCACAAAAGAGAAAAGCUCAAUUCCCAUUCCCACCAUUAUCGUCAAAGCGCCCUCCACCAGCAGCAGCGGUCGAAGCAGUCAGGGCAGCAGCAUGGAGGCGGAGCCGUCCCAGGAUGCUGAGGACCAAACUUCUGGAGAUGCAACCACAGACAGUCCCAAUGCAAGCCUGCCUUCUCCACUCACCUCCUUACCGCCUCAGACUCAAACAUCCACCUCCUUACCUUCAUCGACGGCUGCGCCUGCUGUUUCCUCACAGCAAAACCUGGAAAAUGUCGACUACACCUCAACGUUUAACAAAGCGCUUGAAGGAUCAGGGGCCAGAAGGGAAAGAGAACGUUUCCGAGACAUGAGGAGAAAGAGUGCUUCUUUCUUUCUCUCAUCUGAGGAGGACAUCCAGGGUGAGGCAGGAGGCGGAGCAGGGGAAGGAGGAGGAGGAGCAUCGGGGGUACGAAUUCAACCAUUACAGGGGUCACAAAUCGAAGUGCCCACGCCUCGACUCCGACCCUCCAAGUCUAUAGAUGAAGGCAUGUUUUCUGCAGACAGCUAUGUCAACUACUCCAGCAGCAUGCCCCCAGCAUUCGGACUGCCUGAGUACUCUUCUCCAAUACUUGGUCAAGAUGGCCAACCUAAGUCAGCUCCUUCACUGUAUGGGUCCCAGCCUGCGACUACAUUCAUUCAUCCACUGACGGGUAAAGUUCUGGACCCCUCUUCCCCGCUCGGAUUGGCCUUGGCUGCAAGAGAGCGUGCCCUCAAAGAUGACCGCAGACCGCGCCGCGAGGACAGACAUUUUGGUCGGCAGAUGUCAACAGUUGGAUCUUUUCCAACACCGAUACAGACUCCUACACCUUCGCUUUUUGCUACCCCAACACAAUCCACCUAUACAUCUCCAGUUUCUCUCCACCUUAGCUCCCCAACAACUACCACCUCCCCUGCGUCUCUGAGCCGACCACAGUCACCGAGGAUAUUGCGUCUGGGGGGAGGCGGAGAGAGAAUGGAGAGAGAAAAGGAAGGAGGACCCAGAGAGGGCCUUAGAGUUCGCUUCUCUGAGGACCGAACCAGUCAAUCUUCAAACCAGUACUACUCACAGAGCAGCAGAGAGAGAGAGAAGGACCAUUACGACAACAGAUCUGCUCCACCACUGCAUCCUCCUCCUCCUCCCACUCAACCAGCCCCUCGUAGACCGUCCUAUCUGCAAAUGGAGAACGCUCACAACACCAGCUACAUCCCUCAGUACACCGUUCCCACAGCUCCAUCACACGCAAACGACACCACGAGAGAAGCAAGAGCUGAGGCGGGUGGAAGUCUGGGACUAAUGGUUUUACCUCCACCUGCUCCCUCAAUAGAUGUAGAUGAGGAGUUUGUCUUUGCAGAUCCGUUGCCCCCACCACUUCAGUUCGCCAAUGGAAAGAAUGAGAGGGUCCAGGAGUUCCAUCAGCAGCAGGGUCACCACUCCGUUUGUCCUGGCCCACCACCUCAUUCGUCCUCAAAGUCGACAAAUGUACCACAGACGUCCUCACAAGGUGGGGAUUCUGCCACCUCCAGCCUGACUUCUUAUGAUAGUGAGGUAGCUAACCUCACACAGUCUGCUCUGUCGCCGUCCUACCCCUCCCCACAGAUAUUUCCCCCAUCUUCUACCAACGCUACCACAACUGGCACUGGGAUGUCACUACACAGACCACAGCCCAUGUCCCAUUCCCAGUCAUAUUACAACAGCUCCAAUGACUCCCUAGUUUGUGUUCACACUCCAGCGCAAGACAGAGGAACGGCUGCACUCACCACCACCAUGACCUAUGCUACCACCACUAUGACAGCAACUGCAGCCGCCGCAACCACUACAACCUCUCCAGCGUCCUCGGAUUACAGCAUGACCAUGGCUGGGCGCAAGGCCAGCCUCGGCACCGAGGGGAAAGCUGCAGACCACGCUCAACACUCUACAGUCAUGCCUAAAAGUGGAGACUGGCAGGAUGCCGUGGUGGACUCUGGAAUCGAAGAGCUGGACAGUCACAGCAGUAGCGACCAUCAUUUAGAAAUGCUGGGCUUAAGGGGAGACAGAGGAGGGCAUGGAGGAGAUGGGAGAGGAGGAAAGGAGGAUCAUCAGGAUUCCUAUUCAGUCGGGCAAGCGUUUGAAGGGCACAGCGCCAAAAUGGCCAAUCCUGUAUUUCCAAAGAUGAGUCAAUACAAAGAAGGAGGAGGAAGGAUCCAACCUAUCGCUCUCCGAAGGCAGAGCAGCACCAACCCUGCUCCUUUGCAACUACAAAGACUAAACCACCCAGAAGAUGCUGGUUUAGAUGGAACUUUUGCCGACGAGAAGAAGCACAACCCAAGUCGAUCUAAAAUGGAGGAUGGCUUCAGCUCUGCUCUGGCGGCCUGUUUAGAAAGGCCCAUGGACUCUCGAUCGGUGGUCUGGGCCGAAAUGGGGGAGAACGAUCAAGGUGCAGUUCAAGGGGGAAGUAUUGUUUUAGACGGUCGUAGACUUCACUCUCCCUUUUCAGGUGUGAAAGCCAGCAUCAUCAAUGAGCUGAGCUCCAAGCUGCAACAGAUGGGGAGCAUGAAGAGCAUGGACGACUGGAGCCAUGCUCCAAAGUCCCCCAGCAUGCAUAGGUAUUCAGCCGAUUUCACAGAUGCAUUCCACAGCCCGCCUACUGGACGCUCCACCUCACCGCUACCGACCUCCUCCCCACAGCACCAUCAGAUCCUGACUCCCAACCUCUCGGCCACCCCUUCUGUUUCACCCUCUUCUCAAGUCCCAGUUCAGCGCAACUGGACCCGAUCCCCUUCUCCACAGGUGCCUACCUCCCCAGUGCAUUCACACCCUCCCCAUUCUCCAACAUACUGCCCAUACCCCACAUCACCUAAGCACAGAUCCAAGUUUCGUAGGCAGACUUUUGAUUUUCAGUGUAGUCCCACUAAGGAGAGGAGGUCUUCAGUCUCAAGACGCCGAGCUCCCAGCCCUCUCAUCUACAACACCGAACAGUCAAACCCCACCCCUCCCAGACCGUCUUCUCUCCCCAUUCUUCCCACAACACCCGUCUACAACAACCCCUUUGACUUCUCUAGUCCAUUCAAUCCUCCAUCCCCCGGCCUCCCUGUGGCAGACCCCUACCAGGCGUCCACUCCUCCGCUCUUCUCCCCCUCUUGUGUUCCAAGCGCGAACCCCCUGCUUGUGUCUCGCUCCAUCUCCCCCACUCCAUUUUUCUCCGGGGCCUCCUCCCCCAUGCAUCUACCACCUAGUCCGUCAUGCCUCAGCUACCCCCACGUCAACCCUCCUCCGCCGACCAAACCAUUUGCCGUUAAGCCUCUCCCCUACUGGACCAAGUACGAUGUGGCCGACUGGUUGGCUUAUCUAAAUCUGGGCGAACACAGAGAGCGUUUUAUAGAUAAUGAGAUAGACGGAUCUCACCUGCCCUCGCUCACUAAGGAUGACUUCUUGGACCUGGGAGUGACACGUGUGGGACAUCGAAUGAACAUUGAGAGGGCGCUCAAGAAACUCACGGACAGGCGUCUCUCCUCUCCUUUGCAUGUCACUACCUCCCCCCGAGACACUGACUGAAAGAGUGAUUCAAAGAGAGGGAAAGAAACAAAUUCAGAGAGAUGAACAAUAACGGAAGAUUUGCAAGAAGAGAACAGUGGACCUCAACAGGCUAAGUUUUGUUAAGACCAAUAGAUUUGCAGGUUUGGUCGUGUGCCAGACGUGUAGAGGUUAUUGUUGUGAUGUUUGUGGGAUGGGAAUGAUCAAGGCUAGAGUUAUUUAAAGCUCUUCAAUUAAAAAUGUUCAGUUUUUGACGGACAGGCGUUUAAUUAAUGCCCCGUUUUUUUGGUUUUUUUUUGCUGAAGAAGAGAAAACACACACAUUUGUACUCACACACACUGACAGAUGGAUUCUCACACCAUCUGCUGCUUAGCAGCAAUGAACAGUCUGAGUCUAAAAAGAAAAGUUACAAAACUUCUGCUCAAAUUCUGAUAUACCUAACAGUUAUAACUACCGUAUUUUCCGGAGUAUAACGCUAGGUUCACACUGGACGCGGAAGCGGCGCAGAGUGGCAUGCGCGCUUCCCUAAAAUUCACACCAGAUACUUAUUUUUCCGCAACGGUCAACAACCGCUUCUGCCAGAGGUUUUUUUUUGUUUGUUUUUGCCAUCAUGGGUAGAUUAAUAACCUAAAAAUAUUAUCUCAUGUUUUUUCAUAGUUUAGCCAGGGGUGCGACUUAUACUCAGGAGAGACUUAUUUGUGUGUGUGUUUUUUUAGACAUAAUUAGGCAUAUAUAAUUGUUAUUUUCCCAUUUAACAUCAGUUGUCCUUUUAUUUUUUUAGCUACGCUAGGCUUGGCGGAUUUGUUCUGAAACGUCAGACUUUUCUCCUAAAACUGCGACUUAUACUCCAGAGCGACUUAUAUAUGGUUUUUUAUUUGUUUUUUUAGACAUAAUUAGGCUCAUAUGUUUGUUAUUUUCCCAGUAGACAUCAGUUGUCCUUUUGCGGUUGUUUUCUCUAACAACCACCAGAGAGCGCUGCAUCUGAGUAUAAGUGUUUGUUGACAGUGGCAGAAGAAGACGUGUCAUCAAAAUACAUUUGUAAGAGAGUCUGAUUGUUUUCCACUUAAACUUUAAUAUUUAUCUUACACACAUCAAACAAUUAGUAUUCUUUUAUUUAUUUAUUUAUUUAUUUUAGCUAUGCUAGGCUUAGCGAAUUUGUUCUGAAACAUCAGACGUUUCUCCUAAAAGUGCGACUUAUACUCUAGAGCGACUUACAUAUGGUUUUCUUCUUCAUGAUAAGAUUUUUUUUGUUUGCUCUUGCGACUUAUACUCUAGAGUGACUUAUAUUCCAGAGUGAUUUAUACUCCAGAGUGACUUAUACUCUAGAGUGACUUAUACUCCAGAGCAACUUAUAUAUGGUUUUCUUCUUCAUGAUAAGACUUUUUUUUUUGCUUUUGCGAAUUAUACUCUGGAGUGACUUAUACUCAAGAGCGACUUAUAUUCUAGAGCGACUUAUACUCCAGUGCGACUUAUACUCUGGAGCAACUUACAUAUGGUUUUCUUCUUUAUAAGACUUUUUUUUUGCUCUUGCGACUUAUACUCCAGAGCGACUUAUACUCUAGAGUGGCUUAUACUCCAGAGCGACUUAUACUCUAGAGUGGCUUAUACUCCAGAGCGACUUAUACUCUAGAGUGGCUUAUACUCCAGAGCGAUUUAUACUGCAGAGUGACCUAUACUCCAGAGCGACUUAUACUCCAGAGCAACUUAUACUCUAGAGCGACUUAUACUCUGGAGCAACUUAUACUCCAGGGUGACUUAUACUCCAGAGCAACUUAUAUAUGGUUUCUUCUUCAUGAUAAGACUUUUUUUUUUUUUGCUCUUGCAACUUAUACUCCAGAGCGACUUAUAUUCUAGAGCGACUUAUACUCCAGAGCGACUUAUACUCUAGAGUGGCUUACGAGCAACUUAUAUUCUAGAGCGACUUAUACUCUAGAGCGACUUAUACUCUAGAGCAACUUAUAUAUGGUUUUCUUCUUCAUGAUAAGACUUUUUUUUUCUCUUGGGACUUAUACUCUAGAGUGACUUAUACUCCAGAGUGACUUAUACUCCAGAGCAACUUAAAUAUGUUUUCUUUCUUCUUUAUUUGACUUUAUGCUUUUGCGACUUAUACUCUAGAGUGACCUAUACUCUUAUACUCCGGAAAAUACAGUAAAUCAGACACACCUCCUUGCAUCAAUUUAGUUGUUUCCAAUGGCUUUGACGACGUGAGCCAAAGUCAUAAUGAGGCUGGUAACGCCUUGUUUAUUUGUAAAUGACAAUAGAAAACGAGAUAGACUAUUAUAGUACUGUUUUUAUAUAUAUUUGACAUAUUCCCCCAGAUGAUGCUCCAAUAUGCUUUGUAUGUUUGUACUUGCAAGCUCUAAAUAUAUCUUAAAUGUUAAACUGGAUUGGUAGAACCAUUUGUUUUGUACUAAUAGCAAUCACUCAUAUCGAACUGGUUUAUAUCAUGUUGUGAGGACAUACAAAUUAUUGAUGUUAAUCGAACUUUAUCCUGAUUAUCCUGCAAAAAGCAGAGAAAACACAGAGGUGGAUUUAGACAGUAAGCCAUUUCACACCAUUUUCAGAGAGUUGGCCAUAGCAUGGGUCGAGGGAUGCAUCCAUCCUUUUCUGAGGCCAUCAUGUUGACCCCUUUCUCUCACAUAGCAGGUGCAGUGAUCAAAAAAGGGCUUUUUAAUGCUUUUCUGUCUGCCUGACUUCCUCAGCCUUCUGCCUCUGUGAGUCAGAGUGUUUGAUUAUGUGCGUGUUUGUCAGCCUGCGUUGGUAGCCGAUUCCUCCCCUGACCUACGCUUCCCUUCUCCUUAAUGGCUUUUCCAAAACAUGUUUAUACAAAAAAAAAAAAAAAGUUUUUUUUUUUCGUUGUGUUUUCUCACCAGCUGACAAUCCCAACGUUUCACACAUUGAUGCUUUAAAAGGAAUGCUCUGACCCACUUUAAAGAGAAAAAAAAACGUAAAAUACUGUAUGUGUUACGAAUAGUUAAACCUGCAAUCCCUGGGUUUAUUUUAAAACUGUGCACAAAAAUACACAGUUAUUGCUCUGUAUGUAUUGAUGAUAACAAAAUAUAGUAUAAUAAAGAUUCUAAUAUUAAGUAUUUAAAGAUUUUUAAGAAUCUCUGUCUUCCAAAUAGUGUGGACGAAUUCUUUGAUACUUUCUGUUUUUCCUGUAAAUGCUUUCUAUACUGCUUGCCCUGCUUUGACCUCAUUGAAGCCCUAGUUUAUGUAUAUUUUUACAAAAUGAGCUCAAACAAACCCAUGCUGAGCCGCCUCGACGCUUUAUCUCAUGACUAGUCUGAGAUCAUGUGAAUGGACUGAGCAGUAGUAUAGAAAGCAUUACUUUGAAUUAAAAGAGCAUUUUAGGUGUAGUGAUUUGCAUAAUGAAUUAAAGUAUUACCAUACUGUAAGUAUGAAGAAAUAAAAAGAUAUAUAUAUAAAUAUGUAUACAUAUAUAAAUAUAUAUGUAUAUACACACAUAGAUUCUGUUUUGAAUAAAUGACAUAUAUGCUGAUAACAUGAUAGAGGUACCAAUAAGGAGUUGAAAUAAACGCUGAAAUAAACUGU
Messenger RNA from Oryzias melastigma (Indian medaka), 11980 nucleotides. Its product is annotated as SH3 and multiple ankyrin repeat domains protein 3. The record is from RefSeq and is a predicted model, not a curated record. Gene Ontology annotation, molecular function: ionotropic glutamate receptor binding; synaptic receptor adaptor activity. NCBI's taxonomy places the organism in Eukaryota, Metazoa, Chordata, Actinopteri, Beloniformes, Adrianichthyidae. Gene Ontology annotation, cellular component: postsynaptic membrane; postsynaptic density; dendritic spine. The coding region runs from base 1394 to 8446 and encodes 2350 amino acids. The transcript has 27 exons.